This is a messenger RNA of Striga hermonthica, 4008 nucleotides long. NCBI's taxonomy places the organism in Eukaryota, Viridiplantae, Streptophyta, Magnoliopsida, Lamiales, Orobanchaceae. The record is from the annotation of a GenBank genome assembly.
AUGAAGCGAUUACGGGAGGAGGAGUAUAUGAACCCUCAAUUUAAGCGGCCGUUCGGUGCUUCACGCGGGGAAUCGUAUGCGCCAUCACAAUCUCAUAGUGCCAAUGGAGGUGGAGAAGUUGGAGUUGAAAGCGAGAAUGGUGGUAUCGGUAGUGGUGGAGGCGUUGUUGCUAGUAGUACACAAAAGCUUACCACCAAUGAUGCAUUGAGUUAUUUGAAGCAAGUUAAGGACAUGUUCCAAGAUCAAAAGGAAAAGUAUGAAAGUUUCCUUGAUGUCAUGAAGGAUUUUAAGGCUCAAAGAAUUGACACUGCUGGUGUCAUAGCAAGGGUAAAGGAAUUGUUUAAAGGCCACCCGAAUCUAAUCCUAGGUUUUAAUACAUUCUUGCCCAAGGGUUAUGAAAUUACCCUAACCGACGAGGAAGAGGCUCUGCCAAAAAGGAUAGUUGAGUUUGAAGAGGCCAUCAGUUUUGUCAAUAAAAUUAAGAGACGAUUUCAAAAGGAUGAUCAUGUUUAUAAAUCUUUCCUAGAUAUCUUGAAUAUGUAUCGGAAGGAACACAAGAGUAUAACUGAGGUCUACCGAGAGGUUGCAGCACUUUUUGAUGACCAUCCUGACCUUUGUGACGAAUUUACUAGAUUUUUGCCCGAUACUCAGGCGGCUGCUUCAACUCCGUAUGCUUCAUUUGGUCGUCAGUCCUAUGAUGAGAAGAGUUCUGCCUUGCCUACAACACGUCCGGUAGAUAAGAGAUUACCGAGGGACAGUAUUAUGGAUCCCAAUGGAGAACGUGAUCCUAGUAUAGCGCGUGCAGAUAUGGAUGAUAAUAAAGCAAUAACUAAGCUGCCCAAAGAGCAGAAGAAGCUUACUGAAAAAGAAAGCAGGGAUAAGAUGAAUUGCUAUCUGGAUGGUAGAGACCCUGAUAUGGAGAAGACUGGUAAUCAUAGGAUGCAUCGGCCGUCUGACAAAAAGAAGCCUGCUCUGAAUGUUGAAGACUUUGGUCGGGCACCUAUUACCUCCUUUGAUGAUAAAGAUGCAUUAAAAAGUUCGUACAACUACGAGUUCUCUUUCUGUGAUAGAGUCAAAGAGAGGCUGCAGAGUGAAGUUGAUUGCCAGGAAUUUUUAAAUUGCCUUCAAAUUUACAGUUCAGAAAUCAUUACUAGAAAAGAACUGCAGAUUUUGGUUGCUGAUUUACUUGGAAAAUAUCCAGAUCUAAUGGAGGGUUUCAACGAGUUUUUGGAGCGCUGUGAGCGCAUUGAUGGAUAUCUGGCUGGUGUUGUGAGAAAAAAAACAUUAAGGAAUGACGGGAAUUCUUCAAAAGCCCCUAGAAUAGAUGAGAAGGAGAAAGAACAAAAGCAUGACUUGGAAGGAGGGAAAGAGAAUGGGUGCAACUUGAAAUACUGGGGAAAGUCCAUUCAGGAGCUUGACCUAUCUGAUUGUCAACAGUGCACUCCUAGCUAUCGGCUUCUUCCUAAGGAUUAUCCAAUAUCUAUAGCUAGCCAGAGGUCAGAGCUUGGUGCUCAAGUUCUAAAUGAUCAUUGGGUGUCUGUGACAUCUGGUAGUGAGGAUUAUUCUUUUAAACAUAUGCGGAAAAAUCAGUAUGAAGAAAGCCUGUUCAGAUGUGAGGAUGAUAGAUUUGAGCUAGACAUGUUGUUGCAGUCAGUGAGUUCAACUGCUAAGCGAGCUGAAGAGCUUUUGAACAAUAUCAAUAAUAGUUCAGUUGGGUCAGAUGGUCCCAUACGAAUUGAGAAGUACUUCACAGCUCUUAAUUUGAGAUGCAUUGAACGACUAUAUGGGGAACAUGGUCUUGAUGUGAUGGACAUUCUGCGUAAAAAUCCACCACUUGCUUUGCCUGUUGUCCUAACACGUCUGAAGCAGAAGCAAGAAGAUUGGACCAAGUGCCGUUCAGAUUUUAACAAGGUGUGGGCUGAGAUAUAUUCUAAGAAUCACUACAAGUCUCUCGAUCAUCGCAGCUUCUAUUUCAAGCAGCAAGAUUCAAAGAAGUUGAGCACAAAAUCCUUAGUGGCAGAGAUCAAAGAAAUCAAAGAGAAAAGGCAGAAUGAGGAUGAUGUACUUCUUAGUAUUGCUGCUGGAAGGAGGCAUUUUGUCACUCCUGACCUCGAAUUUGAUUAUGCCGAUGCUGAUGUUCAAGAAGAUGUCUUUAAGAUUAUCAAGUACUCCUGUGAAGAGAUCUGUUCAGCAAAAGAUCAAUAUAAUAAAGCUUUGAGGUUUUGGACUACUUUUCUUGAGCCGAUGUUGGGUGUUCAUUCUCAUCGCCAUGGUUUGGAGACUGAUGAAGGUAACGAUGUCUCCAAAUGCCAAAAUAACGAAGACAACACUGGUGUAAUAGAAAGGGAUGCUAGUGCAAAUACCGAUCUUACCACCACAAAUUUGAAGCUAGCAAAGUCUAAUUGCAAUGGAGAUUCUAGUUCAACACCUCAAAGAACGGAUUUCAGAACUGGUUUCACGAAUGUGGGUAGUUCGGCUGAAGAAGGAAUAGCAGUGGCUUCUGGUGAAAGAUUAACCAAUCCAAAUGCAGCUGUUACUUUAGGAUCAGACAUUAAUCACGGGUAUGGCGCAUGUGCUUCAAAAGUGAGUAAUGUUGCCACUGAGGAAGGCAAUGAAGCCAGAUCAAAUAUGGAUGAUACAACUCCCUCAGCGGGUGGGGAGCAAUCUAGAUUGAGAAAGCCAUCAGGUGGAGAUUAUGCAGAAGGGUCCAUACUUUCCAGAUAUAAUGAGGAUCCUGCUGAUCCUUGUAAAAAUGAGAAAGAGGAGGGUGAGCUGUCUCCUAAUUGUGAUUCUGAAGAUAAUUUUGGUUCCUACCAAGACAGCAUUCUGCAAGUCUCGCCUGAAAAAAAGCAUGGCAAUGGAGUAAGCCAAGGUCAAACGAAGGAUCGCAAAGACAAUGCUGAUGACAGUGAAAAUCCAUCAGAAGCUGGAGGAGAUGUUUCAGGCAGUGAGUCUGCUGCUGAUGUGUAUUCACGGGAAGAUCCUGAGGAAGAAGAAGAUGGCAAAGCCGAAAGUGAAGGUGAGGAUCAUGGUGGAGAUGCUGCUGCUUUGGUGCCGCAAUCUGAACGAUUUAUGCUGAUGUGUAAACCUCUAUCAAAGCAUGUGGCUUCCUCAUUGAUAGGCGAUGAGAAGAAGGAUCAACAUGUUUUCUAUGGAAACGACAUAUUUUAUGUGCUUUUUAGGCUGCAUCAGACACUUUAUGAGAGAAUACUAUUUGCUAAAGUCAAUUCAGUACGUGAUGAAUCAAAGUUGAAAAACACAAAAGAUGCGACUCCCGAUCCAUAUGUUAGAUUCAUGGGUGCACUUUUCAGUUUACUUGAUGGAUCUUCUGACAAUACAAAAUUCGAAGAUGAUUGUCGAUCUUUGAUUGGGAAUCAGUCCUACAUGCUAUUCACAUUGGAUAAGUUGAUCUAUAAGUUGGUUAAACAGCUUCAAACUGUUUCAAGUGAUGAGGCUGAAUGUAAGCUGGUUCAGUUGUAUCAAUAUGAGAAAUCUAGGAAGCCAGAGAAGUUUGUUGAUUCAGUUUAUUAUGAAAAUGUUAAUGUCCUUUUGCACGACGAGAAUAUAUACCGGUUCGAACGUAUAUCCAAUCCGACUCAGUUUUCCAUCCAGUUGAUGAAUGAUGAAGAUGAGAAGUCUGAAGUUUUUGCAGUUUCAAUAGAUCCGAAUUUCGCGACGCAUCUUCACGAGGAGUAUCUUUCAGUGAACCAUGUAAAGGAGGAGUCAUCAUUGAAUAUGCUGAAAAGGAAUCUACGCAAGUGUAGGAACAUAGACGAACCCACUGCGCUGUAUAGGGCAAUGGAAAAUGUUCUGAUCAUGAAUGGGUUGGAAUGUAAGAUGGCGGCAAGCACAUCAAAGAUCACGUAUGUUAUCGACACGGAGGAUUCAUUUAUUCGUUUAGGAAGGAAACUGGUUAGAUCUUCUUCGUCCAACGAACAAACAAAGGUCCAACGGUUUCACAAGUUUUUGGCAGCCUCUAUUGGGGAUUCAAAGGGAACCCCUUUGUGA